AUGGUUCUCACUAUCAACAGGAAUGGGAAGCCCUACUGCGGGUUUACGGGAGGAUGGCUGGUUGUUUGGAUCACGAUUGCGUGCGCUACUGACAUGACCCUUUUUGGGUAUGACCAAGGUCUUUUCAGUGGCGUAGUGAUCUCGAAUGAUUUCCUUUUUAUUCAUGAUCUUGUUGGACCGACAAAAACAAAGACACUUUCGACUGUCACUGCGAUUUAUGACAUUGGGUGCUUUUUCGGUUCAAUUGCUGCUUUCACUCUCGGAGAACGAUUGGGUCGAAUCAAGUCCAUCCUAUAUGGAACGGCCAUUAUGGCUAUUGGAACCAUUCUCUGUGCGAGCUCGUUCUCUCUGCCCCAGAUCUUUGUUGGCAGAGUAGUUCUUGGCAUCGGCAACGGUAUCAACACCGUCAGUGCGCCUCUUCUUCAAGCGGAAACGGCCAACUCCCGGUGGCGAGGCAGACUGGUGAUGCUGGAGAUGCUGAUGAACAUUGGUGGAUUCAUGGUCGUCAACUGGAUCAACUAUGGCUUAUCAUUUGCUGGCGGUGCAAUCUCGUGGCGACUUCCCAUCGCCCUUCAGUUCGUUUUUAUCUUUAUCCUGUUCGGCACAGUCCCCUGGCUGCCCGAAUCACCAAGAUGGCUCAUGUCCCACGACCGCGAAGUUGAAGCCGUCCAAGUCCUCGCGGCCCUUGAAAACAAGACAGUGAACGAUCCCUACGUCUCCACCCUACGAAACGAAAUCGGUUACAGUAUUCAUUUUGAGCGCGAAAAUGCCAUGGGCUGGUUACAGCUAAUUAGCUUCAAGAAAAAGAACAACUGCACCAAGACCGUCCGGCGACUACUCCUUGGAGCGGGUACUCAAUUCAUGCAACAAUUCCAAGGAAUCAACAUCAUGUCUUACUACCUGCCGACCGUCCUGACCACUGCUGUCGGUACAACCGAAGAAAUGGCUCGCCUAUUGACUGCUUGCAACUCGGUUGUCUACUUUUUGUUUACUUGCAUGUCCGUACCUCUCGUUGAAAAGGCAGGUCGUCGUGGUCUCAUGAUGGCGUCGACUUUCGGCCAAUUCUUUUCCUUCCUGGUCAUCACUAUCUUGCUCCGGUUUGCUUCAACUUUGCCUAAAGGGUCGUCUGUUGCCUCGGCUUCCAUUGCAUUUUUCUUCCUCUUCUAUAUUUCGUUCGGUCUCGGUAUGCUUGGUGUGCCAUGGCUUUAUCCGACCGAGAUCAGUUCACUUCCGAUGAGAACGAAGACUGCCGCCCUGGCGACUGCAACAAAUUGGAUUUGCAAUUUUGUCAUUGUUGAGAUCACACCCAUUGCCAUCCAGAACAUCGGAUGGAGGUUCUGGAUCGUGUGGACGGUAUUCAACGCCGCCUUUCUUCCGGUUAUUUACUUCUUCUACCCGGAGACCGCAAACCGGACCUUGGAAGAUAUCGAUGCUUAUUACCGCACUAACCCUGGUUUGAUUGUGGUAACGGAUCCCGAUGCUAUUUGCGUUGAGCGACCUGUCAAGUACAUUGUGCACGAACAGGAGGAAGUUCAAAAGAAUGCUGAUAAGGGUGGUGUGAACAUGGAUAAGGGAGGUGCUGAGCACCAUGAAUAG
Penicillium alfredii is the source of this 1596-nucleotide messenger RNA. RefSeq names its product sugar porter family MFS transporter. The record is from RefSeq and is a predicted model, not a curated record. Gene Ontology annotation, biological process: transmembrane transport; carbohydrate transport. The transcript is spliced from 7 exons. The coding region runs from base 1 to 1596 and encodes 531 amino acids. Gene Ontology annotation, cellular component: membrane. Gene Ontology annotation, molecular function: carbohydrate:proton symporter activity. Lineage: Eukaryota; Fungi; Ascomycota; Eurotiomycetes; Eurotiales; Aspergillaceae.